AUGGAUAAGAAAUUGGACCUGUCCAAACUCACAGACGAGGAGGCCAAACAUGUGUGGGAAGUGAUCCAGCGAGACUUCGAGCUGAGAAAGAAAGAGGAGGAGAGGCUAGGGGAGCUGAAGAAUAAGAUUGAGAAAGAGGACAGCAAGAGAGAGCUUCUCAGCUCACAGGCCACCCUGGUCGACUCGCACUGCAUCCGCUGCCUGCAGCCUUUCAAGUUUCUGGUGAACAGUAAGAGACAGUGCUUGGACUGCCGCCUGUACACCUGCAAAAGCUGCAGCCGCUACAGCAAGAAGGAGCACGGCUGGGUCUGCGACCCAUGCCGCAUGGCCAGGGUCCUGAAGUUCGGAACCCUGGGGUGGUACCACGACAACGUGCGCUCCCGCUUCAAACGCUUUGGCAGCGCCAAGGUCAUGAGGUCACUGUACAAGCGAUUAAACGAAGAGGGCGGGAGGGACGAUGACACACAAAGCAUGCCCGAGGUCCGAAAUGUUCACAACGGGCAUGAGGAUGACCACUUGGAUGCUGCUGAAGCCCAGCGUUAUAAACAGAUGCGAAAGACCAAACGACUGCUUUCUGUCCACCCACUGGAACUGGAUAUGGACGAGUAUUCCACCCACUCAAGGCGACAGUCUAUCCAGUAUAUUCAGGAGGAGCGUGGAAUCCCAAGGAAUGAUCUGGAUUACAGUGACGCGCACUACUCCUAUCACCACCGCAUGAACCGCAGGAAAAGCUUAGACAGAUUCUCACGUCCAGAUGACGGGCUCUAUUCAGAGCACAGGAUGGUGCGGGCCCGCUCUUUGUCCAAAAUCAACUCCUUCCCGCAGCGUACGCAUUACCUCGACACCUCAGAGGAGGAGGACGCCUACCGCCUCCCCGUGUACCAGCUGCCUCCUCGCCGACGCAGCCGAGCCUCCUCGCAGGAGAACAUCAACAUGGGGGCACCACCGAUUAAUGAACUUAGCAAACGGAUGUCUGCCAUAGAGAGCGUCCUGAAUCGUCUUGAGGAGAAGAUAACUGUGCCUCCUGAACAGCAACCGGCCCAGCCCACGGCGGCUCAGCUGGAGGAGGAGAAGCUCCGUAGGAAACUGGACGAGUUGAUGAGCGACAAAGCGCUUUCCUCGGACGAGGACGAGCCUAAGAAGAGCGCUCUACCCAAGGCGGCAGGCGUUAGGAGGGGUUCCCGCUCAGACUCUGCUCCCGUGGCUCCGGUGCCACGAGAGGCUGAUCUUAGUUCUUCCAGCGAUGAAAUGCCGACUGACGCUCAGAAGAGAUCCACCGCGGCUGCCCUAUGUGACCUCACCACAGAAGUUUUAAGAACCAUUAAUGCUACAGAAAAAGCAAUGACCGAGUUGGCCCCCUCGGAGCCAAAUGACAGACCUCAGUUAGCGGGCACAGAUGUAAAGCAGGCCGAUGAAGCGUUCAGGGAGCUUGAGGAAAAUGUGUACCUGACAGCAGGCAAGUCCUUCGACAUGGAGCGAAAGUUGAGGGUCCUGGAGCAGAACACCAAAAACCGCUACACCGGCGCCUUCUCCGACUCCGAGCUGUCCGAGCUGGAGGAUCAGGUUGCCAUGGCAGCAGCCAAGGUUCAGAGCACAGAGAGUGAGGUGUCAGACAUAGAGAAUAAGAUAGCUGCUCUCAGUGCGACAGGCGUGUCCCUGGAUAAAGUCAAGAAAAAGGUGUCAAGCAUGCAGCAAAGAAGAAAGUUUUCCCAAGACUUUCCUGGCAAUAGAGGACAUUACUGA
Molecule: messenger RNA, 1743 nt
Organism: Chanos chanos (milkfish)
Lineage: Eukaryota; Metazoa; Chordata; Actinopteri; Gonorynchiformes; Chanidae
Gene: mlpha
Product: melanophilin a
Exons: 14
Coding region: 1-1743 (580 amino acids)
Biological process (GO): intracellular protein transport
Cellular component (GO): cortical actin cytoskeleton
Molecular function (GO): small GTPase binding; actin binding; myosin binding
Source: RefSeq, a predicted model, not a curated record